This is a messenger RNA of Protobothrops mucrosquamatus (brown spotted pit viper), 1815 nucleotides long. It is a transcript of the gene ALPL, whose product is annotated as alkaline phosphatase, biomineralization associated. Gene Ontology annotation, molecular function: alkaline phosphatase activity. Gene Ontology annotation, cellular component: plasma membrane. Gene Ontology annotation, biological process: dephosphorylation. Bases 1 to 1593 code for a protein of 530 amino acids. NCBI's taxonomy places the organism in Eukaryota, Metazoa, Chordata, Lepidosauria, Squamata, Viperidae. The record is from RefSeq and is a predicted model, not a curated record. The transcript has 11 exons.
AUGAAGCCCCUCAUGCUGCUACUGCUGCUGCUCCCCUUCGUGGGGCAGGCCUCCCUCUCCUUCGUGGUCCCAGAAAAGGAGAAGGACCCCCAGUUCUGGCGGCUGCAGGCCCAGGAGACGCUGCAGAGAGCCUUGAACCUUCAAAAGCUGAACACCAACGUGGCCAGAAACGUCAUCCUCUUCCUCGGAGACGGGAUGGGCAUCUCCACCGUCACGGCCGCUCGCAUCCUCAAGGGACAGCUGCAGCAGAGAAACGGGGAGGAAACCAUAUUGGAGAUGGACCGGUUUCCCUUUGUGGCGCUCUCUAAGACCUACAACACCAAUGCCCAGGUGCCCGACAGCGCGGGCACUGCCACCGCUUACUUAUGCGGCGUGAAGGCCAACGAGGGCACCGUGGGGGUCAGUGCGGCCGUGACGCGGUCCCAGUGCAACACGACAGCCGGCAACGAAGUGACCUCCAUACUCAAGUGGGCAAAAGCUGCAGGCAAAUCUGUGGGCAUUGUCACCACCACCCGCGUCAACCACGCCACGCCGAGUGCCGCUUACGCACACUCGGCCGACCGGGACUGGUACUCCGACAACGAGAUGCCCCCGGAAGCGCUUCAGCAGGGGUGCAAAGACAUCGCCCACCAGCUGUUUGAAAACAUCCCGGACAUUGAGGUCAUCAUGGGGGGAGGCCGGAAGUACAUGUUCCCCAAGAACAUGAGCGACGUGGAAUACCCGGAUGAGGAGAAGUACAAGGGGACCCGGCUGGACAACAGGAAUCUGGUCCAGGAGUGGCGGGAUGCCAAGCCCAAAGACAAGAAUGCCCUCUAUCUAUGGAACCGGGCGGCGCUGAUGGAGCUGGACCCAGCCAAAGUCGACUACCUCUUGGGUCUCUUUGAGCCCAUCGACAUGAUGUACGAACUGAGCAGGAACAACCAAACCGACCCUUCCUUGACCGAAAUGGUGAGGGUGGCGAUCCGGAUGCUGCAGAAGAACCCCCAUGGAUUCUUCCUACUGGUGGAGGGGGGCAGGAUUGACCACGGGCACCACGAGGGGAAGGCCAAGCAGGCCCUCCACGAGACGGUGGAAAUGGACCGAGCCAUCGGCGAGGCUGGCAUCCUGACCUCUUCCGAGGACACCCUGACAGUGGUGACCGCGGACCACUCCCAUGUCUUCACCUUCGGGGGCUACACAACCCGUGGCAACUCCAUUUUCGGGCUGGCCCCGAUGCAGAGCGACAUGGACAAGAAGCCCUUCACUUCCAUCCUGUACGGAAACGGACCCGGGUACAAAAUGGUAGCCGGAGAGAGAGAGAACGUCUCGGCGGUCAAUUUCACCGAUACCAACUACCAAGCGCAGUCAGCCGUCCCGCUGCGCAUGGAAACGCACGGAGGGGAGGACGUGGCCGUCUUCGCCAAGGGCCCCAUGGCUCACCUCCUCCACGGGGUCCACGAGCAGAACUACAUCCCCCACGUGAUGGCCUACGCAGCCUGCAUCGGCGAGAACCAGGCGCACUGCCACUCGGGCGCGCCAGGCAGCAGCCACUCCGGGUCCGUCCCUCUGAUGUCGGCCAUCUUCUCCGUUCUCCUGCUCCGAGUUUUGUUCUAAAGGCUCUGCUCCUCAGACUCUCUGGAUCGAGGCGUCUGCCUGCUUUCGAGAUUUCCAGCCUCAAAUAUCCCUCGCGGGGUUUCUGGCUUCGUGGAGGGGGAAAAACCACAUUGGACGGCUUGACUUACUUCCCAAGGAACUGCUCCGCUCUGGAACAGGAUGAUCUGUGGCGCCAGGAUCGGUGCCAAUCGGAGCAGCUGGAAACGCUGGGAUAUAUAUUUU